GUUCCCCAGAAAAAAGCUGGUUACGCCUCAGGCCGGGCCCCAGGGCAGCGAUGGCGGCGCCACAUGCGGGCGGCCUGGCCGGCGGCCCCGCCCCGCCGGGGGAGGGGAGGAGCGAGGCGGGCGGGCCGGGGGCCCCUCGGAGCGCCCCUCGCGUCGCCCCCUCCCCGGGCUCGAGUUACCCCGGCGGCGGCGGCCGGGGCGCGGGGCGGCGGCGAGCGGGCCCGGCGGGCAGCGCGGAGGGCGGGGCCGCCCCGCUCCUUUGUGUGACUCACCCCGCCCGGGCCGCCGCGUCCUCCAUUUUGUGGCGCUGGCGGCGGGCAGGCAAGGCGAGCGGCCAUCUUUUCACUCGUGCCCCGGCCCCCUCCCCCCGACGGCAUCCGCCGACGGUCCCCGCACGGCCCCGCGUCGCUGCCUCUGGGGCACAAGGGGAGGCUGCCGGGCGCCUUCUGCCCCACGCCAGCCCGGACCGUUCGCUCCCCCGACCUCAGCCCGCACAACGGGGAUGUGCACAUGAGGACAAAAGUUGACUCGUCUUAGAAAAGUUCGGCACAAAAAUACAAAUCGAGGCGGACGCACCUCCAGCAAAAAUGCGUCUGAAGUGCAGAUGUAUCAGUCCCAGAAGCAUUCAGGGCACAGGGUCUCUGGAAGAAACCCUGACUGCGAGAAGUGCCUCAACACUGUAUUUUCACAUGGGAAAAGCUACAGCUCUGGCAAAUUAUUUUUAGAAUCGUGGCAAUGAGGAGCCACAAAACAGCUCACAACAUCAGAGAUAAAGGCCCUUGUGAUUCCAGUGGAUUUUCUCUGGUUUAGUCAUUUAUAACUGAUGUACCAUUAAAUAUUCAACAUCUCCUAUACCCAUUCAAGAGAAAUUAAUCUGAGAAGCUGAACUAUCUCUGUUAAUUUUUAAAUUAUCUGCAAAGCUAUGUAGUACAUGUUCUUAUUCAGCUACAUUAUAUGCCUGUCAGAAAUAGUUACUUAUCUAUAGGCAACUAUAAUCCAUUCAUUUCUUGGUAUGCUCUUCAGGUUGCAGUUGUAAAGCAUGGAAACAGCCUCUUGUUCAAAAACAAACAAAAAAGAACAACAUCAGCAAACUAAUAAUAAAAAACCUACCUCGUGCAUCUACAAAUGUACCCUUCUAUUUGACUUCAAGUUUCUCUAGCUGAGAUAAACCCAGCAUUAAAUUCAUUAGAGAGCAGUAAACUUAGUAUUUCAUGCUUUGAUAUGGAAGUGUUUCUAUGAGAUAUGGUAUUUUUCCCACAUGAAAGAUUAAAAAUAUGCAUUUUUUUAAAAAAAUCAAAAUGUUAGAGAAGAUGCUGAGUUUAGAAUACACCUUUGAAAAAAUGACCUGUUUCAGAAUAAAAAACUCAAAAAGGUUCAGGUAUUAAACCCUUUUUUUCAAGAAAGGAAAAAACAAAUCAAAUUCUCUCUCACCCCUUCCUAUGUUUUUCAGCAGAGAUUAGUGGUGGGGAUGGGGGGAAGGUAGAGAUGGUUCAGCUUUUCUCAAAACUAACCUUCAGGGGUAGUUACUAGUGAAGACACUGCAGAUGAAGACAGUAAUAAAAGGGCAGGGAAAGGAAGGUGGUCUGCUUUCUGGAAAUGGAGAUGCAUUAUUGUGAAGUGGCUUGAGUUGAAGACCAAAGUGUAAUAUUUGGCAAGAAAGCUAGGAAGCACUUCUUUAUGUCUUCUAUAAAGCAAAGGCUGUAAACAGAGUUAAAAAGCUUGAUUCUUCAAGAUGGUUUGAAGUUACCUUCUAAAAUGUGUAUUUCAGUAAGGGCAUGUUUUUAAUGGACUGAUCUGUCAAAGAAUCCAUUUUCAUAAAAAGGUAGUUUUAACACUUCCCAAAUGUAGUCAAUUAUUUGUGCCUGAACAGGAAGAGGAGGAAGGAAAUUCUAAUUUUUUAAAGAUACUUUUCUUAUAAGACUAUUUCAUAAAUAAAGACUCUUAGAACUAGGUAUUUCUUAAGGAAGUAAUUUUUGUGGUAUCUACAUAGCUGAAAGCUAUGAAAACUGAAUUUGUGGUACAAUUUUUUCAACACGGUCCUAGUUUAAGUCUACAGCAGUUGUUUUCCCCUCCACUUCUUCAAAUGUGUUUUCAAAAUAAUUUUAUUAUUUCCUCUUUAGUUUGACCAAUACAUGUUUUUAUUCUCUCAGCAAUUAGUGUAUCUUUUCUUGCCCACUCUAUUAAAACAUUCCUAUUAUCAAUCUCACAAAUAUUUAUACAGCUGGGAGCUUCUGAUAUAUGAGUAGCCUCAGAUAAUACAGUGGAAAUGCAUUCUGAAGAAUCCUCUCAGCUAACACAAACAGGCCUACACUGGACUAAAUCCUGUGUGAAAUGAGCCUGCAAAAAUUUUAGAUUUUAAUAAUUUGGUAAAACGAAUCACUUUAAUAUGUAAUGUCUAGGAAGGAACAGAGAAUUAAGAGAUGUCAAGAAGUCAAGGACAUUUAGACAUUGAAAUAAGGUUUAUUCAAUGCAGACUGACUUCAGAAAUAGGAGGACUCUGUGGGCCAAAAGUACUCAUUCUCCUUUGAUUACUAGUGAGCAUAUGCUAAACUGAAAUAUCCUAUGUCCACGUCUCCAGUGUAAGAACACAUAGAAUGCUCUGAAACAUUUGUAUUGUAGGAACCUAUACAGAAAACACCAUUUUAAAAGGGUUUUGAACCUCAGAUCAGAUGAUACUAAAAUAAAAGUAAUGCUGUCAGUAUCUAAGCCAAUUUUUUUACCUUUAAAAACUAUAUGUUAAUUGAAUUUUGAGUUCAUAGUAGCUACUGCAGCAUUACUUCCCUUUCAGCAUGUGGCUCCAGCACAUACAGAAUGGGCUAUAAGCUUAGAACACAGUCACAGCCAGUGAAAUCAUGCUAGGAGAUAAAAGAUGUGCUCACUGAGCACCUCUAAACAAUUUUAACUCUCUACCAUAUACACAUGGGUAUUUUUUUGGUCAGACUCCUGUGCAAAGAUGAAGGCAAGUAGUGCUUAUACAACCAUUUUAACUGCAAAGACCAAGGUCAUUCAGGAGUGUGAGCAAACAGACUUUAUAAGCACAAGACUCGAAACACAGAUCUGAUAAACAGAGUAUAUCAAGCUCACUGUAUAUGAAAGAGGCACUAAGAUUUCCUGAGGCCACUUCCAGAAAUUGGAAAAGCAGUCCAAAGUGUGGCAGGUAAGGACACACCAAAGUUACCAGUAGUAACUGGUGAUCAGCAAAACUGCAUUCUGGUAUGCAGCACUAUUCUGUUACACAAUUAGCCUCAUACUUACUGUGAAAGGCUUUCUAAUCCCUAUAUUACAAUUAUCAGGGUAUGUACAUUCGUGCAAAGUUCAACUAGUAUGAGCAUUCAGCCUUGCUUCCAUCUAUAAGUUAUCUUUAAUGCAUUGGUUCUUAAUAGCAAUAAAAAGCAUCUACAUCUGAUGCAAACCCCUUUUUCAUACAUGAUCUUAAUACUUACUACCAGUUUUUACAGUCAUCUCUUUUUGAAAUGAAAGAACAAUAGAAUAAUGGUGUUAUUCAUAUAUGAAUAGACAGAAAACCUGCCUAAAAAAAGAUUUAACUGAACAGGGUGAACUAAUCUAAACUAAUUGAAAAAUGACUACUUUUGAAAGUUACUUAGCUCUGUACAAGUAGCUGGCAUUUUCAUGUUUAAAAAAUUGCUUGGUAAAAGAAAGAGACAACAGUAAACACACUUAGGGUUACUGUCAUAGUAGACAGUACAAAUUAAACUCCUCCGUCCUUGGAAGUUUAAGACUUGGACUAAAUAAAGUCUCCUUGUCUGAUCUCAUAGCUGACCUUGCUUAUAGAUUCACAAAAGAAGGUCUUACAGUAGGAGGUAUAAGACAGUGGACUUCAAAACUGUUGAGAGUAUCAUUGGGAUGAACAAGCACUUACAAUUUCAGAGUCUUCUGAAUAGCUUAAUGAAAGCCUCUUUAAAAGUCAUUGUUGCCCCUGAAAGAAGUAUCUUCAGGGAAGUACUGCUGUUGUGGUUACAGCAUUUGUAAUAGGUGAUGCACUAAUGGCUUAGAGGAUAGCCUGCUUUAAAAAAAAAUCCUUUGGACACCCUUUUCAAACCACAUUUAUCCACAGCACAAGAAAACUCACUUAUAUUCAAGGUUUAGUACCGGCUGAACUGUGAUACUGAAGGUUUAGGAUCAGACAGAGUGGUCAGAUCAUACUGGGUUGUGACCAGAACUAGCAGUUGUAUUUAAACCCUGUGUUCUGUUCUGUGGAGGUCUGCAUUUGGGAGCUAGAAAAUGAAAGUACUUGAUUUAGAGCAGAAGUGUCCUAAGGAGGAAAAAAACAACCUCAUAGGUGGCUGCUUUGGUAAGACUGUUCUGGAACUAAACAGCAAAUGGGCAGAUACAUGCAGACAGCAGCUUAAACAAAAAGUGACCCCUCAAAAGUGAGCUGUAAUUGGACAAUUAAACCCUAAUAUGCAGAUGGACCAAAACUUAUAAAAGUGUGAGACCUUGUGACUGGCUGUCCAUUUUGUGACCAUUUUGGGUCCACCUUGGGUGUAGCCCUGCCCAGGCUCUUGUGCUGCCCAAGAUGUAUCCUUAAAGGCCUUUUAAUAAACAUCUACUUUAUUCUCUUAGCUCUGUCCAGUCUCUGUUCCAGGUCAGCCAUCCCAAGGCAUCAGCUUAGGGGAAGUUUAGGUUGGAUAUUGGGACAGAAUUCCUGACUGUGAGGGUGGGGAGGCCCUGGAAUAGAAUUCCCAGAGAAGCUUGGAAGUGUCCAAAGCCAGGUUGGAUAGGGCUUGGAGCACCCUGUGAUAGUAGAAGGUGUCCCUGCCCAUAGCAGGGGGUGGGAUUAGAUGAGCUUUAAGGUCCCUUCCCACCCAAAUCAUUCUGGGAUUCAAACUGACUCCUCAUUUUAGUUCAGAAAAACCUCUGAUGAGCCAAACUGUCAUUUAUUUGUCACCCUCCCAAGAAAAGGCCUCGCCAGGGUUGUUGCUCAUCAAUACAUACAUUAAUUCCCACCAAUCCCACAAAAAAGAAUGGAUCUUUGGAAAAUUAUUAAAUAAAACCAGCUUCAGCCUGUUCCUCUCCUUCUUUUUCCAUUCCCAUAUUCACUUCACUUGCAGACAUCUGACAGAAUUUCAUAUACAUCAUUAAUGAUAGGCUAAUUUACACCAGCUGAUAACCUGGCUCCAGGCAAAAAGCAGAAUUACUAGACACUAAUGCAGAACAAAGGUGAAGGGCUGGCGAAGUAACCACCAUUAUGGAGGAACAUCAUCAUGUGUUAAAGUGUUCUGUGGUUUUGCAUUAGUAUUUUCCAACAGCAAACAGGCAAAUUUUUACCAUAUCUCACCACUUUUUGGACACCCUAAACAAAUUGUAAGCCCUUCUAGGAUGGUAGCCCUUCUCUUCAGUUCAAAGAAUGCCCUAAAUGGGAGCAUUUUACAUAUAUAUAUGAACAGUGCAUUCUGCAUGAAGAAAAUGUCACUUACUGAACCAAAAUCCACUGGGUGACGAUGGUGUGACUUUUGUUCUGAAUCUAUUGUGAACUUCCAAAAUUCCAUUUUAAAGCUAUGGUCUCUUCUGCUAAAAAUCAUUUUGCCAAAAGCAGCAUAUUCAUCCUCUUGUGCUGGUGAGCCUGUGACAAAACCUCUAAGUGGGACCUCAAAUCCUCACCCAUGCAUCUUAGAAUUCUUCUCUGAGCCCUCACAGCAACUGAGCUAUGCUUGAAUAACUUUGCUUAGUGUACACUCAUCAGAUUAAUUCUGCAGCCCCUCUCGCUAUAGUAUAGUCUCUGCAAAUCCUGUUUGGAGCUAGAUUGUGCACUUUACAAAAACAAGCCCUGUGAAUUCCCAUUAUCAUCUUGCAGAUCCUGUGCAUUCUCCCCUUUCUGCCUCUCCUACUGACCCAAGUAGAGGUAAGUUGUCAAGGAAGGAAACAUUCUAUUUGUUCAUAUAACCCCCUCUAGAAAGGGUUUAUAAGAAUAAAAAAAUCCUGAGGUGCAGCUUAGAGCUGCAAGGGAGAGAAACUUAAUAAAAGUGACUUUGGUGCAGACCACAAAAGUAUGCAUUAGAUUGGAGCCAGUGGAUGGGUAGGUCGAAGGAGGAAGAAGGCUGUACCUGAGACCUGGGCUAGUCAGGAUGGCACAGAUAUAUCUGUGUUCAGAUACAUCUGUGUUCAACAGUGAGCAGAGCUGGAUAUAUCCAGCUGUUCACUGUUCACUCUCCCAUCUUCACACUGCUCUGGUUUUGACUCUUGGCAUCACUCCAGUCAUAGGCUCACCUUCCACUGCAAUCACAUGUGCAUCAUUCUUAUUCCAUGGUAACCACAGUAACCAGACAUGGUGCAAGUCAAGUCACUUAGAAGUCUUGCUCAGAUUUAGUGACUAUAGCAUAUGCCUGACAUUUAUUCAGUGAAUUUAGAUUUGAGACUAUUAAACUUUGGAAAGGUUUCAGAGAAGAACUAUGGGACUAAAUCUAGAUCUGGAAAUGUACUUACACUUGACCUGCUCAAUCUAUACUGAGUUUACUGAAAGACAGUUUGGCUUAGUUUCCAGGAUUCUGAAAGACAGAAGAUUCUGUAAAGGAAGAAUCACAAGUCUGUGCACAGACACAAGAAGGUUCAAGGCUGUUGGUACUUAAAUUAAGAUAGAAAUAGAAACCACUUAUUUGUAAUUGUCAGUGAGCAGUGGUACCAGCUUGGUUAAAGCAGGAAGCCAGCAUAUGAAGAAAUGUUCAAUAUUUAAUUACGGUAGUUAAAAAACCCCAAACACGAUAUAGGAUCAAGAACUUGAUUUGGUGGGAGGGAGAGGGAACAGGAGGGGCCAUUUACUUAAAAUGAUAUCUAUAUUUUUAGUUAGCCUUCUCUUAAUACACUCUCUCGGAAGUACUUGGCCAGCUAUCUCAGAACCACUGAUUAUUGUGGAAAUCUAUGGAAAUCGAAGGUUCCAGAACACUAAAUAAAUAGGAAAAAACAUCAGGAAAGUAAUAAAUAAAGAAGAAAAAAAGAGAAAAACCACACACAUGAGUUGGGCAGUUAUGGAACAGCUGGACUAAUUACAGUUCCUGAAAAAAUAUAUUGGAACAAAUGAACUAUUUUUGGAAGAUACUAGGUUGAUAAGUAACAACCCCAGACUUGUUCGGAGCUGAUUGCAUCAAACCCAUCUUGUUUACUGUGACAGGUUUAACAGCCUCAUGGAUGGGAAAAUAUGGGUAUCAUUUAACUUGAGGGAAGAUUUGAUGCUUUUUAUGGGCAACUUGAAUAAGUCAGCUCAGCAAACUUUGGACAAUCUAAUACACAGGAGACCAGCUGAAGAUGACACGCUCGAAGUGAUUGCUAUUAUGACUAUGAAACUGACUGGUAUCAAAAAGCUUUCUGUGGGCACAGACAUUAAUCCACCGUACAAAUAUACAGUUAUAAGUACAUAAAAGUAUAAUUUUAAAUUGCACGCUUGGGGGGA
Molecule: messenger RNA, 7405 nt
Organism: Prinia subflava (tawny-flanked prinia)
Lineage: Eukaryota; Metazoa; Chordata; Aves; Passeriformes; Cisticolidae
Product: myosin heavy chain IB-like
Exons: 2
Coding region: 51-527 (158 amino acids)
Source: RefSeq, a predicted model, not a curated record